Camarhynchus parvulus is the source of this 12207-nucleotide messenger RNA. Its product is annotated as SCO-spondin-like. Gene Ontology annotation, molecular function: protein binding. NCBI's taxonomy places the organism in Eukaryota, Metazoa, Chordata, Aves, Passeriformes, Thraupidae. Gene Ontology annotation, cellular component: extracellular matrix; extracellular region. The record is from RefSeq and is a predicted model, not a curated record.
AUGGCCGCGGUGGCGGGGCCGGGGGUCACCGGGGGGGUGGCGGCCAUCGCCGCGCUGUGGGUGACAGCCGUGGGGGCAGCCACGGGGCGCUGGUGCGAGCGGACGGUGCUGGUGACGGAGCAGGAGGAGGUGGCGCCGCGGCGCGAGGCCGCCGUUCCGUGUCCCAGUUUGUACCAGUACAGCCUGGCCGGGUGGCGGCUGGACCGGGACCGCACGCGCCGGGACCGCGGGAACUCCCCCGGGGACACCGGCACGGAGCCCGCCCUCUGCUACAUCUACCGCCCGCCGGAGGUGCAGCCGGUGGCCCGGAACCGCACGGAGCGGGGCUGCUGUCCCGGCUGGAGCGGCGCCCGCUGCACCGAGGGCCCCGGCUCCCUGGGCCGCUGUUUCAGCGCGUGGCAGUGCCAGGACAGCGCCAGCCACAACGGCAGCGCCAUGAGCCGCGCCGAGUGCUGCCAGCAGCCCUGGGGACACAGCUGGCGCCGCGGGGACGCCGGGGGGCCCUGCCUGCCCUGCACCCGCCUGCCCCUGGGCGGGGACGGGGGCUCCCCGCGCCACCGCAGCCCCCCGGCCGCCUGCCAGGCCUGGGCCGCGUCGCGCUUCCGCACCUUCGACGGGCGGCACUUCGGGGUCACCGGGAACUGCCGGUACAGCCUGGCCGCCGCCACCGACGGCACCUGGGACGUCACCAUCGGCCUGGCACCGCCCCGGGAGCUGCACAUGACCUUUGGGACGGACACGGUGGUGGCCCAGGGACGGAACGUGUCGGUGAAUGGGGCAGCAGUGCCAGAGGGACGCCCCUACCUGCACAAAGGGCUCGGUGUCACCUGGCCGGGUGACUGGGUGGCCGUGGCCAGCAGCCUGGGUGUGCGGGUGGCCUGGGACGGGCACCUGGCAGUGACAGUGACGGUGGAGCCCGAGCUGCGCGGUGGCACCUGGGGGCUCUGUGGCACCUACACCGACGACCCCGCCGAUGACUUCAUGCUCCCCGAUGGGGACAUCGCCGCCAUCGCCGCCACCUUUGGCAACGCCUGGAAGGUGCCGGCGGCCGGCACAGAGCCCCCGUGCAGGGACGUGCCCGAGGGCGGCCCCAGGUGCGGCGCAGGGGAGGUGGCGGCGGCGGUGGCCACGUGCGGGCGGCUGCUGGCCCAGCCCUUCCGGCAGUGCCACGGCGAGGUGGACCCCAGCGGGUUCUAUGCAGCGUGUGUGGCACUGCUGUGCGGGGACGGGGACCCCCUGCCACCCCCCGGUCCCAUGUCACCCCCCGGUGCCCUGCCACCCCCCGAUCCCAUGUCACCCCCCGGUCCCCUGUCACCCCCCGGUCCCCCGCCCCCCGCCGCCUGUGCCACGUUCGCCGCCUACGCCCGGGAGUGCUCCCGCCGCCAGCUCGAUGUCCCCUGGCGCCAUCCCGGCUUCUGCGAGCGCCGCUGCGAGGCGGGGCAGCGCUUCUCGGACUGCGUGUCGCUGUGCCCGCUCGCCUGUGUCACCGCGGGCGGCGCCGAGCCGGGCUCCUGCCAGCGCCACUGCCACGGCGGCUGCGAGUGCGGCCCGGGGCUGGCCCGGGACGGGCCGCGCUGUGUCCCCCCGGCCGCCUGCCCCUGCCACCACCGGCGACAGCGCUACGAGCCCGGCCAGAGCAUCCGCCAGCGCUGCAACCGCUGCACGUGCGAGGGUGGCCGCUGGCGCUGUGAGCAGCAGCGGUGCCCGGCCGAGUGCGCGGUGCUGGGGGGACGUCACUUUGUCACCUUCGACCGCCGCCGCUUCUCCCUGCCGGCCACCUGCGCACACACCCUGGUGGAGGACUUCGUGGCGGGGCGGCUGCUGAUCACAGCCGAGCACGAGCCGUGUGACAGCCACCUGGGCUGUCCCCGCAGCCUCACUGUCACCACCAGCCGCACCACGGCGCGGCUCCACGGCACAGGGGAAGUGACAGUGGCCGGGCGGGAGGUGACGCUGCCCUUCUCCGGUGCCGAGCUGAGCAUCCGCCGCGCGUCCUCGGCCUUCCUGCACCUGCAGCUGCCCGACGCGCACCUGCUCUGGGGCCUGGGGACCCCCGACAUCUUCAUCACCCUCCAGCCCGCCAUGGCUGGCACGGUGCGGGGGCUCUGCGGGACCUUCAACGGGGACCAGCGCGACGAGUUCACGACGCCGGAGGGGGACGUGGAGCCGGGAGUCGCCGCCUUCGCCAACGCCUUCCGGGCGGCCGGAGCGUGCCCGGCGCUGGGCCCCGGCAUUCCCGACCCCUGCGACGCCUUCCCCGGGAGCCGGGAGCGCGCCGAGGCCGCCUGCGCCGUGCUCUUGGGGCCGGCCUUCCAGCCGUGUCACCGCGCCGUGGACCCGGAGCCGUUCCUGGAGCUGUGCCGCUGGGACGUGUGCUCCUGCCGGGAACGGGAGCGGGAGCGGGAGCGGGAGCGGUGCCUGUGCCCUGCGCUGGGCGCCUACGGCCGGGAAUGCGCCCGGGAGGGAACCGAGCUGCAGUGGAGAAACCGGAGCCUCUGCGACGAGCCGUGUCCCGGGGGGCAGCAGUACCGGGACUGCGGGGGUCCCUGCGGCCGCUCCUGCUCGGAGCCCCCCGGAGCCAGUGACUGUCCCCCUCCGGACACCCUCUGUGUCCCCGGCUGUCGCUGUCCCCCGGGGCUGCUGCUGGCCCAGGGCGGGCAGUGUGUGCCCCCUGCCGCCUGCCCGUGUCCCCGCGGCGCCCGCCUGUACCCGCCCGGAGCCCGCAUCCGCCGCGGCUGCCAGGCCUGUGUGUGCGCGGGGGGGUCGUGGCGCUGCGCCCCCGCCCCGUGUCCCCCCGGCCCGCGCUGUCCCCCGGGGCUGCUGCACGCGCCCGGCUCCUGCCUGCGCCGCUGCGACCCCGCCGAGCCCGCCGGCUCCUGCGGCGGCCCCGCCGACGGCUGCGUGUGUCCCCCCGGCACCCUGUUCCUGGGCGGGCGCUGCGUGUCGCCGGACGAGUGUCCCUGUCACCACGGCGGGCAGCCGUACCCGCCCAACGCCACCAUCGCCCGCGACUGCAACACCUGCGUGUGCCGGGGCCAGCGGUGGCACUGCGGGCGCCAGGAGUGCGCGGGGACCUGCGUGGCCACGGGGGACCCGCACUAUGUCACCUUCGAUGGCCGCGCCUUCACCUUCGCGGGGGACUGCGAGUACCUGCUGGCCCGCGAGGCCACCGGGCUCUUCGCUGUCACCGCCGAGAAUGUCCCCUGCGGGGCCAGCGGCGUCACCUGCACCAAGUCCGUGGUGGUGGCCAUGGGCAACACCGUGGUGCACAUGCUGCGGGGACGAGAGGUGACAGUGAACGGGGUGGCCGUGAGACCCCCCAAGGUGUUCGGGGGCUCGGGGCUGGCGCUGCAGCGCGCGGGGCUCUUCCUGCUGCUCCUGACGCGCCUGGGGCUGGCCGUGCUCUGGGACGGAGGCACCCGCGUGUACGUGCGCGUGUCCCCGCGGCUGCGCGGCCGCCUGGCCGGGCUCUGCGGCAACUUCGACGGCGACGCCGAGAACGACUUCGGGAGCCGGGACGGGGCCCUCGAGGCCACCGCCGACAUCUUCGGGGACUCCUGGCGCCUCAGCCCGCUCUGCCCCGAGGCCGACGGCCACCGCCCGCACCCCUGCGAGGAGAGCCCCCAGCGCUCGGCCUGGGCACAGGCUCGCUGCGGGGUCCUGCGGCACCAGCUCUUCGCCCCCUGCCACGAGCUGGUGCCCCCCCAGCGCUUCUACGAGUGGUGCCUGUUCGACGCCUGCGGGUGUGACAGCGGCGGGGACUGCGAGUGCCUGUGCACGGCCCUGGCCGCCUACGCCGAGGAGUGCGGCCGGCGGGGGAGAGCCCUGCGCUGGCGGAGCCAGGGGCUGUGCCCCCCUCUGCCCCCCCCCAUCUCCGCAACCCUGCAGUGCGAGGGGGGGCAGGAGUACAGCCCCUGCGGGCCCCCCUGCCCCCCCACCUGCCGCGACCUCGGCCGGGAGCCCCCCGAGCUCUGCGGGGCCCUGGGCUGCCUCGAGGGCUGCUUCUGCCCCCCCGGGCGGGUCCUGCACGACGGGCUGUGCGUGGAGCCCCCCGCCUGCCCCUGCUUCUGGGACGGCUUCGCCUUCCCGGCCGGGGCCAGCGUGACCCAGGGCUGCAGCAACUGCACGUGCGUGGCGGGGCGCUGGCAGUGCCCGCCGAGCCCGGCCCCGUGCCCCGCCGCCCCGGGCUGUGCCCCGUGGGAGUUCCGCUGCCGGGCCGGGGGGCUCUGCGUGCCCGGCGCGUGGCUCUGCGACAACGAGGACGACUGCGGGGACGGCUCGGACGAGCUGUGCGACCCCCCCUGCGCCCCCCAGCAGCCCCGCUGCCCCGGCGGGCGCUGCCUGCCCUGGGGGGCGCGCUGCGACGGCGUCACGCACUGUCCCGACGGCUGGGACGAGGCCGGCUGUCCCCCCCGGGCCUGCGCGCCCCCCGAGUUCGCCUGUGCCGGGGGGCGCUGCCUCCCCCCCGCGCGGCUCUGCGACGGGCGCCUCGACUGUCCCCCCGGGGACGACUCGGACGAGGCGGGCUGCGCCCCCCGGUGCGGCCCGGGGCAGUUCCGGUGCGGGGGGGGCCGCUGUGUCCCCUACCCCCACCGCUGCGACGGCCGCGACGACUGCGGGGACGGCAGCGACGAGAGCGGCUGCGCCUGCCCCGAGGGGCACCUGCCGUGCCCCGGGGGGGGCUGCCAGCCCCCCGCCGCCAUCUGCGACGGCCGCCGCCACUGCCUCGACGGCGCCGACGAGGCCAACUGCCCCGCGCGGGCCACCUGCGCCCCCGGCACCGUCCCCUGCCCCGACGGCUCCUGCGUGGCGGAGGUCGCCGUGUGCGACGGCGCUCGCGACUGUCGCGACGGCUGGGACGAGAGCCCGGCGGGGUGCGCGGUGGCGCUGCCCCCCGCGCCGCUGUCACCUGUCACCGCUGUCACCGCCCCUGUCACCGCUGUCACCACCGACACUGCCAUCGCGGUCACCAGCGCCAUCGGCACUGUCGCCAGCACUGUCACUGUCAGUGACACUGACGCUGUCGCCGACGCCUCCCCCGACACCGCUACUGUCACCGCUACUGUCACCGCCGCUGUCACCGCCGCUGUCACCAACACUGUCACUGUCGCCGCCGCUGUGCCCGGCCCCGCCACCGCCUCGGCAGCGCCCUGCCCGCCCCGGUCCCUGCGCUGCGACAGCGGCGGGUGCGUCCCGCGGGGGUGGCGCUGCGAUGGCGACAGCGACUGUCCCGACGGCAGCGACGAGGGAGGCUGCGACCCCCCGUGCGCCCCCGGCCACCUGCCCUGCGACCCCCGCUGCGCCCCCGGCCGCGGCCCCUGCGGCCCCGCCUGUGUCCCCCCUCGCCGCCUCUGCGACGGCGUCCCCGACUGUCGCGACAGCGCCGAUGAGAGCCCCCGGCUGUGCGAGCCCCCCGGCCCCGGGAGCAGCCCGCGGGGUCCCUGCGCAGAGUUCGACUGCGGGGACGGGGAGUGUGUCACCUUCCAGCAGGUGUGUGACGGGCUGCGGGACUGCGCCUCGGCUGGGGACGAGCGGGGCUGCGGCCUCUGGGGGCCCUGGGGGCCCUGGGGGUCCUGCAGCCGCCCCUGCGGGCCCGGGGGGCAGCGCCGCGCCCGGGGGUGUCACCAGCGCCAGCCGGGGCUGCUGCGGGGCUGCCGGGGACCCCGCGAGCAGGAGAGACCCUGCUUCCACCGGGCCUGCCCGGUGGACGGCGCGUGGGGCCCGUGGGGGCCCUGGUCCGAGUGCCCGGGGGGCUGCGGGGGGGUCCGGCUGCGCAGCAGGGGGUGCCAGCCCCCCCAGAACGGCGGCCGCGCCUGCGAGGAGCUGCGCGGGGGGAGCCCCGGAGCGCUGGAGAUGGCCCCCUGUGCCCCGGGGGGCUGCCCCAACGCCUCGGAGUGCGCGGAGGGGCUGCGCCCCCUGCCCUGCGCCCCCUGCCCCGCCUCCUGCGCCGACCUGGCGGCCGCCGUCCCCUGCCCGCGACCCCCGCCCUGCCGCCCAGGGUGCUGGUGCCCGGCGGGGCAGGUGCUGGAGGCGCCCGAGGGCGGCGCGGGGCCCGCGGGGUGCGUGCGGCCGCGGCAGUGCCCGUGCCGGGCCGGGGGGCGCCGCUACCCCCCGGGCGCGCCGGUGCCGCUCGGCUGUCGCCUGUGCACCUGCCUCGAGGGACAGCUGCGACACUGCCGCCCCCACCCCGGCUGCUCAGUGGACUGCGGCUGGUCCUCGUGGUCGCCGUGGGGGCCGUGCGCGGGCGGCUGCGGGAGCGCCGGUGUGCAGUGGUCCUUCCGCAGCCCCUCGAACCCGGCCCGGCGCGGGGCCGGCCGCCACUGCCGCGGCAUCUACCGCAAGGCGCGACGGUGCCGCACGGCGCCGUGCCCGCGGUGCCGGGAGCGCGGCCGCUGGCGCGUCCCCGGCGAGCGCUGGCGGGGGGAGCCGUGCCAGCUGUGCCAGUGCCUGCCAGCCGGGGCUGUCCGCUGUGUCCCCUACUGUCCCCUGCGCGGCUGCCCCCAGGGCCAGGCGCUGCGGGAAGGAGACGGCGGCUCCUGCUGCACCUGCGGCCCCGCGGGUGACAAUGCCACGGCCACCCCGCCCGGCACGCCGACAGCGCUGUCCCCAGGUGGUGCCGAGGCCCCCGGCAGCCCCGGCCCCACGGCCCGGCCCGAGGGGCCCAGAGGCGUCGAGACCCCCCCGGAGUCCCCCAGCGCGGCCGGGGGCACCCCCAGAACCGCGACCCCGCCCGAGGACACCCCGAGCCCCCCCGAGGGCACCCCCAGAACCGCGACCCCGCCCGAGGACACCCCGAGCCCCCCCGAGCCGGAGCUGCCCUCGCUGGCUCCCAUGGGGGUCCCCGCCGCGCCCCCCCCAGGCUGCGCCCCCCCGCCCUGGGGGGGGUGGGGGUCCUGCAGCCGCUCCUGCGGGGUGGGGGUCGCUCUGCGGCGCAGGAGGGAGACCCUGCCCGGGGGGGGCUGCGACCACCGCCCCGACACCGGCACCGGCACCGGCACCGGCACCGGAACUGACACCGACACCGGCACCGACACCCGCGUGUGCUUCCUGCGAGCCUGCCCAGUCGCGGGCGGGUGGGCGCCCUGGGGCUCCUGGAGUUCCUGCGACGCCCCGUGCGGGGGGGGGCAGCAGAUUCGCCGCCGCAGCUGCAGCGACCCCCCCCCAAAAAACGGGGGGCGGCCGUGCGAGGGAGGGGCGCUGCAGAGCCGGCCCUGCAACCUGCGGCCCUGCGAGGACCCCCCAGCCUGCCCCCCCCAGGCGCUGCUGGUGCCCCCGGGGGGGUGCGAGGAUCUGGGGGUCCCCCCCUGCCCCCCCAGCUGCGCGGACCUGAGUGGGAACAGCUCGUGCCCAGGGGGCUGCCAGGAAGGCUGCCGGUGCCGGCCCGGGCUGGUGCUGCAGGGCAGCGGCUGCAUCGAGCCCAGUGCCUGCGGGGUCCCUGCGGGGGUGAUGGGGGUCCCCGGGAAUCGGGGCCCCCCUGAAUCCUGCGGGUGGUCGCGCUGGACCCCCUGGACCCGCUGUGACUGCGGCACCGGGACCCGGCAGCGCUUCAGGUCCCCCACCAACCCCGCGGCCGCUCCGGGCGGUGCCCCGUGCACCGGGACCCCCCGAGAGGAGCGGGGCUGUCCCGAGCUCUGCGGACCCGAGCCCGGGAGCGCGGGGCCGCCGGGGGCCACCGGGGCGGCCUGGCUGCGGGGGUCCCCACGGCCGCGGGGGGGCACGGAGACCCCGGAGACCCCGGAGACCCCGGAGACUCCAGAGAUCCCGGAGACCCCAGAGAUCCCGGAGAGCCCGGAGAUCCCAGAGAUCCCGGAGACCCCGGAGACCCCAGAGACCCCAGAGACCCUGGAGACCCCAGAGACCCCAGAGACCCCAGAGACCCCGGAGAGCCCGGAGACCCCAGAGAUCCCGGAGAGCCCGGAGAUCCCAGAGAUCCCGGAGACCCCGGAGACCCCAGGGUCGCCGUGGGCGCUGGAGCCGGCAUGGGGCACGGAGCUGCCUUGGGGCACGGAGCCGCUCUGGGUCCCGGAGCCCCCCGAGCUCCCCGAACCCCCAGAGUCCCCGGACGCCGCGCUCGGCCCGUGGUCGCCCUGGGGGGCCCCCCCGGCGCCGGUGCCGGCGCCCCCAUGGAGCGCGGAGCCCCCGGUGCCGGUGCCGGUGUCCCCAUGGAGCGCGGAGCCCCCGGUGCCGGUGUCCCCAUGGAGCGCGGAGCCCGCCCGGGCCCCCGAGGCGCCGGUGCCCGCCCGGUGGUCGCCGUGGGGGCCCUGGGGCGGCUGCAGCGCCCCGUGCGGGGGGGGCGAGCGCUGGCGCCGCCGGGGCUGCGGGACCCCCCCGUGCCCGGGGCCGGCACUGCAGAGCCAGAGCUGCCACAGCCACGUGUGCCGCGAGGCCGGCUGCCCCCCGGGCCGGACGUUCCGUGAGUGCGGGGGGGGCUCGGGGUGUCCCCGGAGCUGCGCCCACCUCGGGGGGGCCGUGGGGUGCGCGGGGGGGUGCCAGGAGGGCUGUCACUGCCCCCCCGGCACCUUCCUGCACCGCCACAGCUGCCUGCAGCCCCAGCAGUGCCCCUGCUCGGUGCCGGCCGCGCUGCUGGGGGGGGGCACGCCCGGGACCCCCCCCGGGACCGCCCCCGGCCCGGAGCCCUCCGGGACCCCCGCUGGGGACCCCCCGGUCGUGGAGCUGCCGCCGGGCGGGACCGUGAGCCUGGGCUGCGCCCGCUGCUCGUGCCUGUGGGGCCGCCUGCGCUGCGCCCCCCCCGGGGGCUCCGCCUGCAACGGGACCGGGACACCGAACUGCCCGAGUCCCCCGUGCGCCGCGGAGCCCGGCCCCACAGCGGACCUCAACCCCACUUCGGACCUCGGCUCCAUAUCAGAUCUCGGCCCCACAGCAGAGCCCGGACCCAUAUCGGAUCUCAGCCCCACACCAGAUCUCGGCCCCACAACGGAUCUUGGCUCUAUAACGGAUCUCGGCCCCACACCAGAUCUCAGCCCCAUAUCGGAUCUCAGCCCCAUAUCGGAUCUCAGCCCCACAGCCCCAGGGCCCGAGGAGGAGCCCGGGCUGUCCCCGGUGUCCCCGGCGGUGCCGUGGGGGCCGUGGGGGCCGUGGGGACCCUGCAGCCGGAGCUGCACCCGCCCCGAGAGCCCCGCGAGCCGCAGCCGCCGCCGGCACUGCGCGGGGGAGAGCUGCGGGGCUGGGGCGGGCACCGAGAGCCGGCCCUGCAACCUGCCCCACUGCGAGGCCCCCCCGUGUGUGACGCCCCCCUGCCCGUGCCGCUGGAGCCCCUGGGGUCUCUGGGGGUCGUGCUCGCGGCCCUGCGGGGGGGGGCAGCAGCGGCGGCUCCGCGCCUUCGCCCCCCCCGGGCCCGGGCAGCCCUGGUGCCCCCAGAUCCUGGGGGGCGGCCACGAGCAGCGCCGGCCGUGCGGGGUGACGGCGUGUCGGGUGAACGGCGCGUGGUCCCCGUGGGGUCCCUGGUCGCGCUGUGACGUCACGUGCGGGGGGGGCCGCUCCGUGCGCAGCCGCUCCUGCCCCGCCCCCGAGGGGGACCCCCCCCCCCAAACGGGGGCAGCUCGGUCUGCCCCCCCGGGUGGGUACGGGGGCACCGGCCCGCGGUGCCCCCCCGGGCAGACCGAGUCCCCCUGUGCCACGCGGUGCCCGCGGAGCUGCCGGGACCUGCAGGAGGGGGUGUCCUGCCAGGGGGGGGCUCCCUGCGAGCCCGGCUGCCGCUGCCCUCCCGGGACCCUGGAGCAGGACGGGGGCUGUGUCCCCCCCGCGCUGUGCGGCUGCCUGGACGCGGGGGGGCACCUCUGGGUGCCGGGGGGGGGCGGCCCCGCCCGGGGCUGCCGCAACUGCACCUGCGCGGGGGGGCGGCUGCGCUGCGGGCCGGGGGGCUGCCCGCCCCCCACCGCCACCCCCGGGACCCCCCCCGGGACCGCCCCGUGCGCCUGGAGCCGCUGGAGCCAAUGGGGACCCUGCAGUGUCACCUGCGGGGGGGGGCGGCAGCAGCGGUACAGGACCCCCAUCCCCCCCGAAGGCGGACCCUGCGGAGCCCCCCAGGAGCAGGCUCGGGGCUGCGAGGAGGCGCCGUGCCCCCCCCUGUGCCCCUGGGCGGGGGGCGAGCGGGCGCUGGGCGAGCGCUGGAGCCCCGGCCCGUGCCGCCUGUGCACCUGCACCCCCGAGGGACCCGAGUGCUGGGACACGCCGUGCGCGGCCGAGCCGUGUGACUGGAGCCCCUGGGGGCCCUGGGGACCCUGCAGCGGAGAUCCCUGCGCGGGGGGGUCCCGCCUGCGCCACCGGCACCCCCUGCACCCCGAGCCCCCCGGGCGGGCGUGCGCGGGGAUCCGCACCCAGAGCGAGAGCUGCGCCUCCAGCGCCUGCCCCGAGCCCCGGUGCGGCGGGGGGGGCCGGAGCCGCAGCCCCUGCGCCGGGCGCUGCCCCCGGAGCUGCGCGGACACCUGGGCGCCGGUGCAGUGUCUGCAGGGACCGUGCGAGACAGGGUGCCGGUGCCCCCCCGGGCAGCUGCUGCAGGACGGGCACUGCGUCCCCCUGAGCCGCUGCCGCUGCGGGACCCCCGGCGGGGACAGCGGGAGCCGCGAGGUGGCCCCGGGGACCGUGACCCGCGUCGGGUGUCACAACUGCACCUGCGAGAACGGGACCCUGACCUGCCCAGCGCUGCCGUGUCCCUCCCCGGAGCCCGCGACACCCGCCAUCCCCCUGUCCCCCGUGUCCUCCGUGUCCCCCGCACACCCCGUGUCCCCCCUGUCCCCCUCGCCCCCUCUCUCGGCCCUGCUCCCCCUCUCUCCCGAGCCCCCCCUGUCCCCCGCCGUGCCCCCCUGGUCCCCCUGGUCCCGCUGCUCCCGCAGCUGCGGCGGCGGCACCCGGAGGCGGCAGCGGCAGUGCCGGGAGGGCCCCGGGGCGGGGCCGCCGUGCGGGGAGAGCCCCGAGGAGGAGACGGCGGCGUGUAACGCCCAGGCGUGCCCCGGUGAGAGCGGGGACACCGGGGACACGGAGGGACCGGGGGAGCGGGAGAAAGGAGGGAACGGGAGAGGGAACGGAGGGAUCGGAGAACGGGAGAGGGAAGAGGGGUGGAGUGCCGUUCCCGGUGGCCCCAGGCUGCCCCCCGGGCGAGGUGUGGCUGGACCCCGGCCCCGCCUGCGAGCGCAGCUGCCAGGACCUGGCGGAGCCCCCCGGGACCUGCGGGGGGACCCCCGCGCCCCUCGGAACCUCCGGAUCCCCCGUGACCCCCGGGACUCCCGGGGCCCCGGACAGCUCCAGCACCCCCGCGGUCCCCACGACCCCCGCGACCCCCGGGACCCCCCCGCGCUGCGCCUGCGCCCCCGGGCGGUACCGGAACGGCUCCGGGCAGUGCGUGAGCGCGGGGAGCUGCGGCUGCCGGCACCGCGGGGCGCUGCGAGCGGUGAGCGGGGCGGGGGGCGCGGGCGGGGGUCCCUGACCCGCGGGCGGGGGUCCCUGAGCAAUGCGGGGGUCCCUGCCCCGCCGCAGGCCGGCAGCGAGUGGCAGGAGCCGUGCGGGACCUGUCGCUGCUCCGAGGGACGCGUCACCUGCGCCACCUCCUGCCCCGCGCUCACCUGCCCCGAGGGCGCGGAGCCGGUGCGGGAGCCCGGGAGCUGCUGCCCCGUGUGCCGGGACGAGUGGCCAGAGGAGCCCCCCGGGCCGUGCCGGCUCCUCACGGCGCUCCGGACCAUCGCCAAGGGCGCGUGUGUCCUGCGGGGCGUCCGCGUCACCUACUGCGCGGGGGCGUGCCGCUCCCGCACCGCCGUCAGCGCCCAGGAGCCGUACGUGCGGUCGCUGUGCGAGUGCUGCAGUUACCGGCUGGACCCGGCGCGGCCCGUGCGGGCCCUGCUGCUGCCGUGCCCCCGGGGCCGCCCCCGGCCCGCGCUGCUGCCCCGCAUCGCCCGGUGCCGCUGCGAGCCCUGCCGGGGGGGCUGGGGGGAUCCGACGGGGCUCGGGGGGCGCGGGGGGAUCCCGCCGGGGCUCUGUCGGGGACACGCGGCCCCCGAGUCGCUCAGAGCGCUGCGGGUGCAGGAGGGGCUGUCCCGGGGGUCCCGGGGGCUGCGGGGGCUCGGGGACAGCCGGAGCCUCCUGUCCCGCAGGCGGGGACUUCAGCCGGCGCUGAGGAGACCCCCGGACACCGCCCGGAUCGAGGAGACCCUCAUGGAUACCAAUAAACGAUCGAUAAUCCACGGAGCUCGAUAA